GAAUGCGCAUUUCCCAUUGAUUCCAGGGAGCUACAAUAAGAAAUUAUCCGUGUCUGCAUUAGUGCUCGACCCUUGGGGUCGAAAUUUGAUCCAGAAUGAAGCUCGUUUUUCUACUAUGUUGUGUCACAGCUGCUACGUGCUAUAUACCCCAAGGCAAAGGAAACAUCUUGUCCGGAUUGUUUUUGCGAGAUCUGGUAAAUCGCAUAAACGGUAAACAGAUUGCUGAAGGGGAUGGUAUCUCUUAUUUGGAUUUUACUGAAGGAAUGCCGUUGGAUGGUCGAUCUCUUACUCGAGGAUUGGAAGAAGAGCCUAUGUUUCCAUUGGAUUAUGAUAGCAUCAGAGAAAUGGAUAUACAUCCGAGCAUUAGAGAUCAGGAAUAUUUGAAGCAUAGUACUUUGUGGAGUAAACAGUUUCCCAACGGAGAUAGAGACGAAGCUCAGGGACUUCAACAUGGAGGAAUGAAAACCAAAGAUAGACUGAAAAGUGAAACAACUUUACCAGCUUAUUGCAGUCCCCCCAAUCCGUGUCCCGUUGGAUAUACUGCUACUCAAGGUUGUAUAGAAGAUUUCGAAAAUACGGCUACUUUCAGUAGAAGAUACCAGGCGGCGCAAGAUUGUAUGUGUGACACAGAACAUAUGUUUGAGUGUCCAGAUUCGAACGACAUGGACGAUAAUGAAAAUACGGUUGAUUUAUAUGAUGGUUUCGAAUUGGAACGAAUGUUACAAUCAGUGAAGUUGAAUCAGUUAUUGUCCAAUACAAAUAUGAUCUCAAAAAAGUUUCUACGGAAGAAGGAUCAUCAUAAUCCAUUCCUGAAUGGGGAAAAACUUCCUGUCGCCGCAAAGAAAGGCAAUAACGUAAUAUUAUAAACAAAAUUCAAGUUAUUAGCUUUGAACUAAACUUGAUGACCAAUGAUAAUAACUGACUACGGCUAUGAACUCGGACGAUCCAAAGAACAAUAAAUCUCUCGAUAAAUGUGUUUAAAAAAUUUAGAUAGUAGUUGCUUUCAAUGUAAGAAUUUAAUACAAACAGAAAGGUACCCCUGCUGUUAGAGUUAGAACGAAGGCAAUCCAACAAUUCUCAAGAGAAUGAUGAUACUUUAAAUCAUAACAAUGUUUGACAUAUCAUGACGUCGACCAAGAACAAAAGAAAACAAAUCAACUUAAGUCACGUUCAAGGCCCUAUUGAGGUUGGCCAAUGUUUACAUAUAGCUACGAAGAACUUGCCCUGGUAUGGUUUUCAACGCUAGCUUUUCGGACCUACUUUAUACAUUGGUCAAAAUCAAAACGUAACUUAAGUGGAUUAUUGAACUACUAUGAAUCAAAAUUAUGAUUGUGUCAACAAUUUUUUUCGUUAUAGUGAGGAGGUUUAAUGAUUUUUAGAUGAAAAAAAUCAAAAAUACAAUUUUACUGUAUUAAUUCGUUAAAUUUGAAGUGAUCUAGUAAUAUUUUAUUUUAUAUGAGACAACUUAUACUUAUUGUCAUCAAAGAUGUUGAAUUUUUUUACUCUAUUCAAUUAAUUAUCUUUCCUAUCCAGUAUUCUUCGAGUGUUAAAAUUCAGCUUCAAUAUCUUCAAUAUCGAGUAGCCGAUUUGUGGUUUUGUGUAAAAUAAAUUAUAUACUGUUUUUAAUCAAAUAUUUCAUUGGAAAAAAAAUCAGUGAAAGUUACGAAUUCUUACCAGUAACCAUUUAAAAAUUAUUUAGUAUUUAUUUAAUAUAUA
Molecule: messenger RNA, 1716 nt
Organism: Diorhabda sublineata
Lineage: Eukaryota; Metazoa; Arthropoda; Insecta; Coleoptera; Chrysomelidae
Gene: 7B2
Product: neuroendocrine protein 7B2
Exons: 7
Coding region: 96-866 (256 amino acids)
Biological process (GO): neuropeptide signaling pathway; regulation of hormone secretion
Cellular component (GO): secretory granule
Molecular function (GO): enzyme regulator activity
Source: RefSeq, a predicted model, not a curated record